UCACUGCGCAUGCGCAGCUCAGGGAGCGCGCAGCGUGGCGAUCGCCGGUGCGCUCUGUCCCUCAGACACAGCGGAUCAUGGAAAGAGCAGAAGAUGUCGGCUCGGUCAUGUGAUCAGCUGUGUCCAAUCACAGCUGAUCACAUCUGUCCCGCUGACAGGAGAGGAGAGCCGGUAAUCGGCUUUCCGUGGAGGGGACAUGUACACUGAUCAUCAGGGCACUGAUCAGUGUGCCCUGAUGAUCAGUGUAGCCCCAGAAGUGCCACCUGUCAGUGCUCAUCAGUUCCACGUGCCAGUGCCCAUCAGUGCCACAUCAAUGCCACAUAUCAGUGCCCAUCUGAGCUGCCUUUCAAUGUCACCCAUCAGUGCCAGUCAGUGCCACCUAUCUGUACUGCCAAUCAGUGCCACCUAUCAGUGCCAGUCAGUGCUACCUAACAGUGCCAGACAGUGCUGCCUAUAAGUGCCACCUAUCAGUGCCAUAUAUCAGUGUCAUAUAUCAGUGCCGCCUUUCAG
Molecule: messenger RNA, 510 nt
Organism: Staurois parvus
Lineage: Eukaryota; Metazoa; Chordata; Amphibia; Anura; Ranidae
Source: the annotation of a GenBank genome assembly